Molecule: messenger RNA, 948 nt
Organism: Notolabrus celidotus (New Zealand spotty)
Lineage: Eukaryota; Metazoa; Chordata; Actinopteri; Labriformes; Labridae
Gene: myl2a
Product: myosin, light chain 2a, regulatory, cardiac, slow
Exons: 7
Coding region: 102-611 (169 amino acids)
Biological process (GO): cardiac muscle contraction; muscle cell fate specification; heart development
Cellular component (GO): myofibril; cytoplasm
Molecular function (GO): calcium ion binding
Source: RefSeq, a predicted model, not a curated record
UCAUCCAGUGGAACUGAGGGUUGGGACUACAAAAGGAUACCCACAAUCUCCCCAUUGUUCACUGGCAUCAUUGUUGGUCUGAACCCCACAGCUGCUCAGCCAUGUCCCCCAAGAAAGCCAAGAAGAGAACGGCAGAGGGAGCCAACUCCAAUGUCUUCUCCAUGUUUGAGCAGGCUCAGAUCCAGGAAUUUAAAGAGGCCUUUACUAUCAUGGACCAGAACAGAGAUGGCUUCAUCGACAAGAAUGAUCUGAGGGACACUUUUGCUGCUUUAGGACGCCUGAAUGUGAAACAGGAGGAGAUUGAUGAGAUGCUAAAAGAGGCUCCUGGCCCGAUCAACUUCACUGUCUUCCUCACCAUGUUUGGUGAGAAGCUGAAAGGUGCUGAUCCAGAGGAAACGAUCCUCAACGCGUUUAAAGUCUUCGACCCUGAGGGGAAAGGUGUGCUGAGGAAGGACUAUGUGACACAGAUGCUCACAACACAAGCAGACCGAUUCUCCCCUGAAGAGAUGGAGCAGAUGUUCGCUGCCUUCCCUCCAGAUGUGGCAGGGAACCUGGACUACAAGAACUUGGUUCACGUCAUUACCCAUGGAGAGGAAAAGGAUCAGGAGUAAACCUUGUACACUACAUGUUCAUGAAAUUAAACGCCUGUCUAUUGCCUGUAGAUGACUUGAAACUAAAGGACAUAAGAUGUUGGUGAGGGUCAAGUCACAUUUUAAUCUUAUAGGCCCCAAAUAUGGGCAACAGAUAACAGAGCAUCAACAGUGCCAACAAAGUGAGCUGUUUUGUUCCUUUCCUGCAUUAUCCAGUCAUUUCCCACACUCACCAAGACUGUUUAAAUUAUUAUGCUCACCUUUUGUAUACUCAGAACCAUUUCCUUUAAAUUCAUAGAAACUAUCCAUUUGUUAGGUUUGUGGAUGUUCGUCUAAUAAAAGUUUGCAAAAACAGGUA